Messenger RNA from Malassezia globosa CBS 7966, 360 nucleotides. RefSeq lists its product as uncharacterized. The coding region runs from base 1 to 360 and encodes 119 amino acids. NCBI's taxonomy places the organism in Eukaryota, Fungi, Basidiomycota, Malasseziomycetes, Malasseziales, Malasseziaceae. The record is from RefSeq and is a predicted model, not a curated record. Gene Ontology annotation, biological process: double-strand break repair via break-induced replication; DNA replication. Gene Ontology annotation, cellular component: GINS complex; nucleus. The transcript has a single exon.
AUGUCGCUACCUUUUGCUCCAUUGCCGCUGCAUUACGUGGCCAUAGCCAAACUGCUACUGGAGCAUGCGGCUGAGGAUAUACCCCAUUCGUCGCGCAUACGCGCCCUACUGAAGGACUUGCGCGAGGCUCGUCAGAGCAAAGUGCAAGCGGGACUCGAAAUGAUCAAUCCUGCCCAUUUGGAGAUGACGAACAUUUCGUCCAUGGAGAUCUGUGAACUUCGGCCACUCUUUGCUACGGCACUUGCACAACUUCAUGCUGUCCAAAAAACUGAGGCUGCCAGUAUGCAGCUGAUGUCGGCGCCCCAGGCCUCAGAGAGCAAUGCCCAAGAUAACGAUGACAUAGCAAUUCGUCGUGCAUAA